ACGAAUCUUAAAUCUUCACUUCAUUUCUCCCACUGAUUCUUCAACCCUUCUUCGCUUACGUCAAAAAUGGAUGCUUCCAACGUUUUCAUUCUAGCUUUCCUCGUCGCACUGUCCUUCUCAAGCAUCGACGUUAGCCUAGCAGCUCGGCAUCUCCAGCAACUGCCGCCGAUGCCGACGCUACCACCAUUGCCUGCAAUCCUGAAUCUACCGCAGCCGACGCUUCCGAAUCUGCCGGGAACUCAACCAUCUUUGCCUAAUCCCGCAACUGUUCUUCCUCCGCUUCCGAGCUUGCCGAACUUUCUGCCUACUGCACCGAGGUUCAGUUUGCCGCCGAUGCCGAGCUUUCCUUCGGUUCCGUUCUUGUCUCCACCUCAGGCUCCUUGAGAACUUGGAGGUGUUUCAUAUAUGAUUGU
Molecule: messenger RNA, 413 nt
Organism: Hibiscus syriacus
Lineage: Eukaryota; Viridiplantae; Streptophyta; Magnoliopsida; Malvales; Malvaceae
Product: vegetative cell wall protein gp1-like
Exons: 1
Coding region: 67-384 (105 amino acids)
Source: RefSeq, a predicted model, not a curated record